UUCGUUCCAUUACAAAGCGAUGGCAGAAGCGACAAACCCAGCAGCCACUUCGUUCCCAGCACCCACCAUCUCCCUGCCACUGGGGCUGGAUGUCAUUCGGACUUACUCUGGAGCUCUGAUCUGCAUGGAAAUCGUCUUUGGGGGAUUGGUUUGGAUUCUUGUGGCCUCCUCAAAUGUCCCCGUGCCAUUACUCCAGGGCUGGGUCAUGUUUGUGUCUGUCACUGCGUUCUUAUGCUCCACGGCCUACCUCACCUUCUUCCUGCUUGGCCUAGCUGACCGAAUCAACACCGACUGGAACUUCAUGGAUAUGAUUUAUCACUUUGUUGCCCUGCUCUUCUAUUUUGCUGCAUUUGUGCUGGAAGCUGCGACGACGUCUGGAGCGUAUAAACAGUAUGUGAACAGCACAGCAUGUGUUGUUAGGCCUCCCAAUAACAUCAUUACCUUCAUGGAUUUCCGACAAUACAGUAUUAAUGUGGUGGCUACGAUACUUGCUUUCAUAGUGACCGUUUGUUAUGGCUUCAGCAUGUUUAUGGGCUUUAAGCGAUGGAGGAAGUGACAAUAAGACUCGGGCGAUGCUACUUGAUCAUACGUUUACUCCAUGUGUGUUAUGACUUAUCAUUCACAACCCAACCCAACACACACAUACACACACAAGGGGAAAUUUGUCACUCAUUUUUAUUUUAUGUCAGGAAACAUUUCUAUCACAGGUAUAUAUAUA
Molecule: messenger RNA, 718 nt
Organism: Silurus meridionalis
Lineage: Eukaryota; Metazoa; Chordata; Actinopteri; Siluriformes; Siluridae
Gene: mal2
Product: mal, T cell differentiation protein 2
Exons: 4
Coding region: 20-556 (178 amino acids)
Biological process (GO): myelination
Cellular component (GO): membrane
Molecular function (GO): structural constituent of myelin sheath
Source: RefSeq, a predicted model, not a curated record